AGGAACAUCAUUUUGGCGUACGCUUCGGUGCUGAGACACGGACUAAUACCGAACCUGCUGAACAAGGGCAGUGGGUCUCGAUACAAUGCAAGGGAUGCCUUUUGGUUCUGGUUGCAUGGCAUCAGGAAGCAUGUGGAAACUGCUCCGGAUGGAGCCAGUAUCUUGAAGGAACCAGUUUGGCGUCAUUAUUCCAAGGACGAUGACGAGUGGGGGAAAUCCGUUGUUGAGAUGAAAUUGGAAGAUGUGAUGCAAGAAGGACUUCAGAGGCAUUUUGGUGGAGAGAAAUUCAGGGAGCGGAAUGCUGGGGAGG
Molecule: messenger RNA, 310 nt
Organism: Notodromas monacha
Lineage: Eukaryota; Metazoa; Arthropoda; Ostracoda; Podocopida; Cyprididae
Source: the annotation of a GenBank genome assembly